GGCCCGCGCCCAGCCAGAGCAGGGUGGGGGCUGCAGAGCGCGCUCGCCGCCCCCCGGCGGGCACGGUCCAGGGACCCGUCCCGAAGUCGGUGGUUGAGGCAGACGUUGCUCGCUGCCUGGCUGGGAAGAUGAGCCAGGUUUUCCAGAAGCGGUCGUCUUUGUUGUCCAAGACCGCUCCACGCAGGAAAGGGCUGGGCAGCGUAGAGAGCCGGGCAGCCAGGUUCUGGCAAGCCUCGUAGAAAAGGCUGGCUGUCUGGAGCAGCCCGCGGCUGGGGCUUUGAGCCAGCCAUCAGGAGCUGGGUUAUUACAUUGGUUACUUUUAAAUGCCAGACUAAGCAAUUGGACAGCUCAGUGCAGCCCUGGGCUCGCUGGUCACCAAACACCUCCUGCUUCACUCUUUUCAGCGACUGGUUUUUCAAAGCAAGCAAGCAAACAAAAAAAGACACAAAAGAGAGAAAUUAUAAUUAGGGCACAGCCCAUCUUGGCUCAGAAUUGGAAUCUUUUCCAUUUCUUCUGUUGACUCUGAAGAAUAGUUUCAAAGAAAUACCUGAGAGAAAGAUGCUUGGAGCGCUUGCAAAAGCCUGAACAAAGGAAAGAAUUAGCAAAGUGUUCUGGGCAACUCGCAGUAGUAUUCAGAUCAUCUUCUAAUGUUGGAGGAGGGAGAGAGCCAGACACAGGAAUGGCAGAGAUGCACACCUCACAGCUUGCAAACACCGGGAGUCCGUGUUCUUUUCUAGGUCUGGAACGAUCUGGAUGCGGCGUCAAGAGGACCCGGGAAACUGCAGGGCGAUACAGCAAGGAAAUGUGACCCCCGACCUUGAAGGAGGAAUCGUUGAGGGUCUGACGCUCGACAACAUGCACCAGCAGUGGCUUCUGUUGGCCGCUUGCUUUUGGGUGAUCUUCAUGUUCAUGGUGGCCAGCAAGUUCAUCACCUUGACCUUUAAAGACCCAGAUGGCUACAGCACCAAGCACGAGCUCCUGUUCCUGACCGCCGUGCCGGAAGUGGGGAAGCUGCCGGAAGACAAGCACGUGGCUGGGGAAGUGAAGCCAACUGGGGAGAUGCACGUUCAGCCCCUGGUCUACCUGCAGCGCCUGGAGCUCAUCAGAAACACCUGCAGGGACGAGGCCCUGCGGAACCUCUCGCACACCGCCGUCUCCAAGUUCGUCCUGGACCGCAUAUUCGUCUGUGACAAGCACAAGAUUCUCUUCUGCCAGACCCCCAAAGUGGGCAACACGCAGUGGAAGAAAGUGUUAAUUGUUCUCAACGGAGCCUUUCCUUCCAUUGAUGAGAUCCCCGAGAACGUGGUUCACGACCAUGAGAAGAACGGCCUCCCGCGUCUCUCGUCCUUCAGCGACGCGGGGAUUCAGAGGAGGUUGAAAACAUACUUCAAGUUUUUUAUCGUAAGGGAUCCCUUCGAAAGACUUAUUUCUGCGUUUAAGGAUAAGUUUGUUCACAAUCCCCGGUUCGAACCUUGGUACAGGCAUGAGAUCGCCCCCGGCAUCAUCAGGAAAUACAGGCGGAACCGGACGGAGACCCGGGGCAUCCAAUUCGAGGACUUCGUGCGCUACCUGGGCGACCCGAACCACAGGUGGCUGGACCUGCAGUUCGGGGACCGCAUCAUCCACUGGGUGACCUACGUGGAGCUGUGCGCGCCCUGCGAGAUAAAGUACAGCGUGGUUGGCCACCACGAGACCCUGGAGGAUGACGCGCCGUACAUCCUGAGAGAAGCUGGCAUCGACCACCUGGUGUCCUACCCGACCAUCCCGCCGGGCAUCACCGCCUACAACAGGACCAAGGUGGAACACUACUUCCUGGGCAUCAGCAAGCGAGACAUCCGGCGCCUGUACGCGCGCUUCGAGGGGGACUUCAGACUCUUUGGGUAUCAGAAGCCAGAGUUUUUGCUCAACUAAUGUGUAGGACGUGGGGAUCCAGAUAUCCCUGUUGGACCAGGGGCCGACCUGCAGGACGUCCGAGCACAGAAUCGACACUUCCUCCUUGCGGCCCCCUCGAGGACUCCCUCGGUCCCCCUGGGCCCUGAGCACUUUGGUGGAGGACGCUCACCCUGGCUGCUGCCACGGAGUCUGGACGUGAGGUCGCUGAGGACACAGCCCCACGCCCCCUCCCCACGAGUGUCGUCAGGAUGCCACUAGACUUCUCUGUCCCCCAGAGGGGACAGAAGACCAAGCCUUGGCGGUCAGAGACCCACCAGGAGAAAACACGGCUUGGUGUCAGGUGCACCCCGGCUCUCCUGGCUGGGGUGGGGUGGGGAGGUCCCUCGUCUGCCAGCAGUGGAUUGUGGGGAAGGCCCCCAGCCUUUUCAGGAGGGACAGAGGAGCUAAGGGACUGCACAAACGACAGAGACUAAUGCAGGCUCCAGUCUGCGCCCUGGGCAGACGCUCCCUCUGCGGCUGUCUGUCCCUGUGAUGUCCAGUGGUGGGCAGAGGAUGCCCUUCUCCAGUCGCCCAUCUCGGAGCCCUCUGCCUGCCAAGCACUCCCCUCGCUCAGCACAAGGCAUGUGGUUGUGGGAAGUGAGGGCGAGUGAAGGUUUUUUCCCACCUGAGAAGGGAGGCAUCUCUGAGCCUUGAAAAGCGACAUGGCUGAGAGUGGAGCUGCUGGGCUCCAGAGCUGAACUGCUGUGGUUUUGGGCAGCGUUUUGCCCAUCCUGACUGUCCUGCUUGUCUCUGCCCAUUCUGGUGGGCAGCAGGGGGUUCUCCACCCACCUCCAGGGGCCUCCCGUGGGGCCAGAGACGAGCAGGGGUGAUCCGUGCCAUCUUGACACAUCUCAGCAGGACGCGCCCCGCCAGGCCCAUUCCAGAAAAUGCCACCGUCCUGGACUAAAUGGCCAGAAGUCGGGUAACCAAGUUCACCAGCAAUACAAUCCCAGGCCCCAGCGAGGAGCGGGCCCCAGCGAGGAGCGGGCCCCAGCCACCGGCGAGCGCUGUAGAAAGGGUGACGGGGCGGCUGCCCUGAGCUGAGCCGUGGCGCUCACACCCGCACUCUGCCCGUGGGCCCAGGGCUGGCAGGAGUGAGCCCGGCUUUUCUGAAAGGCAGCAGCCUCGACCUCAUUUCCUUGCUCCUGCCGGCUGGCUGACUCUGUCAAUGUGAAAGUCAAAGAGAAUUAAGACUAUGUGCCAAACCCUACCUGUGCUGUGGUCCCAGGAGAAGGUGCCCGGAGGCCCAGGUGCCCGCCCCCAUUCCGGGUGAUGGACAGGAACAGGCAGGCUGCCAAGCCCCCGCCCUGGGCUGACCGCCAAGGGCGUCACGGCCGUUCCUCUGUAGAGUUGUAGCAGCAUCUCUGGGAGAUCAAGUCAGACCUGACGGGCUGGCUGGUGACCUCCUUCCUGUUGGAAAAGUAGCAGUGUGAAUGACAAGUGUGACUUUCCGGCCUUAAAGUUAGUCCUCAUUAAAAUCGUGUUUUCUCUCUCAGAAACCUUCAA
Oryctolagus cuniculus (rabbit) is the source of this 3438-nucleotide messenger RNA. NCBI's taxonomy places the organism in Eukaryota, Metazoa, Chordata, Mammalia, Lagomorpha, Leporidae. The record is from RefSeq and is a predicted model, not a curated record.